AUGCCAGGCUUACAAGAUCUUGCAUUCGAGAUUCUGGAGUACAUCUGCGAACUCGUUGCUGGACCGCAACCGAGAAAGCUCAUUCCGUUCUCGGAAGUCAGCAAGAAAUGUCUCGCAGCAUCGUCACAAUCUCUUUGGGAGAUCAUACCGCUCAGAAUCACUCGUCAAGACCAAAUCCCACAAGCCGUCGAACAGCUCAAACAUAUCCUUCAGAACCGACUGGGCCGUGAUGGAAGAGUACGCUGCGUCUCAAUCAGGGGCCGUAAACCAUUGGACUACCAAGGGAGCAGGCAAUCAAAGAUCAAACGCCUCGAAAGGGCUUACUUGGACAACAUCGCCUGGCAACCACUCGCGGAUGUAUUGGCUGGGAUGCCACCUCUAUCGGAUAUGGAAUGGGAGAAGGAUGAGCUUCCGCCUUGCAUCUUCCGCUCNCUCAUUUCUCACCACCACAACUGCAGGCUCCGAAUAGUUGGAGUCAAACGUCAUGUGGACAAAAGCCUAGACCCAGACGAGCAACCUGCAGCAACAUCGUCUUUCAUGUAUGAGCUGCUCCUGCCACUGAACAAGGACUACGACUUUUGUAGUGAAAGUCCGCAUGAGUUUGACCUGGUCAUGAGGUCCACUGGACCCCCAGCGCAUUAUAGAGCCGCUGCCCUAUCGACUCUGGAGCUUACUGAUGCGCACGCUUCAGGCCACACUUCAGGCUCAUGGGUGGUGAUUGGAGACGAACACAUUGUUAUGUGGAAUAAGCUCACUCAUCUUCCUGCUCUGCGCAUCCUCAAAUCAGAAUUGAAAGUUCACGCAAGUGCACUCAUGUGGUUCACAGUGAACCCCUCACUUGUAUCGCUCAAGACACUUGACAUCAAGCUCCAAAGCGAAAGCAUGUUACGGCGGCCUGAGGCUCUGGGUGACUUGCUUCAUAGCCUUCCACCUCUGGAAAAUCUCGCGCUUACUGGCGAGAUCAACCCAGCCCAAUCUCAAGAAUGGAUAUUAUCCCAUGCUUCCAGUUUGAAGCGACUGCAGCUGAAGACGAUGGAGCACAGUAACAAGACAUUUGAUCUCGUCUCACUGAGCCCAAUGGUCCAACCCCUUUUGCCACUUCUUGAGCAUUUGAGCAUUACCAUAAAGCGAUCCAAAGGCGAUUCGGACGAAGUCAGCAUCUACAAAAUUCUCGGUGCGACGCCUAAGCUCCAGAGCAUCGUGCUCGGAUUGGAUUGUUCAGAGCGUUCUGUUGCGACAUCGCCUCACCAUCUCUUGGAGCCAGAAGGCUCAGACACCGACUUCUGGCAGCGGACCUGGACAGUGAGUACGAACAUACACGAUCGACAUCCCGGCUAUCCCAACAUCUAG
Messenger RNA from Aureobasidium vineae, 1350 nucleotides. Lineage: Eukaryota; Fungi; Ascomycota; Dothideomycetes; Dothideales; Saccotheciaceae. The record is from the annotation of a GenBank genome assembly.